AACCACCACCACAAAAAUGGCUACAAACAUCACCUACCACGCCAGCGCCCUCGCCCGCCAAGAGCGCAGCACCCUGCGCAACCAACGCGGCCUAACAAUCUGGCUAACCGGCCUCUCCGCGUCCGGCAAAUCCACCAUCGCCGUCGAACUCGAGCGCCAACUCCUCCACGACCGCGGCGUCCACGCCUACCGCCUCGACGGCGACAACAUCCGUUUCGGCCUCAACAAGGACCUGGGCUUCUCCGAGAAGGACCGCAACGAGAACAUCCGCCGCAUCGCCGAAGUCGCCAAGCUCUUCGCCGACAGCGCCUCGAUCGCAAUCACCUCGUUCAUCUCGCCCUACAGGAUGGACCGGGAUACUGCGCGCGCGCUGCACGAGGUGGCCACGCCUGGCGAGGAGAGCGGAUUGCCGUUCGUCGAGGUGCAUGUUGAUGUGCCUGUUGAGGUUGCGGAGAAGAGAGAUCCGAAGGGGUUGUAUAAGAAGGCGAGGGAGGGGGUGAUUAAGGAGUUUACGGGGAUUAGUGCGCCGUAUGAGGAGCCGUUGAAGCCGGAGGUGCGGAUUGUGAAUGAUGAUCAGAAGCCCGUGCAGGAGGCUGUUAGGGAGAUUAUUGCUUAUUUGGAUGAGCAGGGGUAUUUGCCUAAGAAGGAGUAA
Molecule: messenger RNA, 652 nt
Organism: Aspergillus glaucus CBS 516.65
Lineage: Eukaryota; Fungi; Ascomycota; Eurotiomycetes; Eurotiales; Aspergillaceae
Product: adenylyl-sulfate kinase
Exons: 2
Coding region: 17-652 (211 amino acids)
Biological process (GO): sulfate assimilation
Molecular function (GO): adenylylsulfate kinase activity; ATP binding
Source: RefSeq, a predicted model, not a curated record